This is a messenger RNA of Fusarium mangiferae, 279 nucleotides long. RefSeq lists its product as uncharacterized. The record is from RefSeq and is a predicted model, not a curated record. Lineage: Eukaryota; Fungi; Ascomycota; Sordariomycetes; Hypocreales; Nectriaceae. The transcript has 2 exons. Bases 1 to 279 code for a protein of 92 amino acids.
AUGCCUAACAAGAACAACAAGACUUCCGGCAAUAGCACCGCUGAUCGCAAGCCCAGCGCUCAGAAAGCCGCUGCCGCCAACAAGAAUAAGCGUCUCACCGAAGCCGAGAUGGUAAAGGCCCUUGCCGAAUGCGAUGCUCAGUUUGCAAAGAUGACCCAGGAGGAGCUUGAAGCCAAGUUACCUGAGUACAAGAACUACCAGCCCAAGGCGGCGGAUGCCGAUGGGGUUUACGCGUGGUUGAUGGACGAGUAUGGUUCCAUCUCAGGGGGUGUUGGAUGA